Molecule: messenger RNA, 2067 nt
Organism: Striga asiatica
Lineage: Eukaryota; Viridiplantae; Streptophyta; Magnoliopsida; Lamiales; Orobanchaceae
Source: the annotation of a GenBank genome assembly
CUCUCUCUUUGUUUAUUCUCUAGAACUCAGCCUGUCAAUUUCUUCCCAACAAAACCACUUUCCUCAUUCAUCCGUCAAUAUUUCACCUCUCUACCGAUGGGUACACACACAUAUAACUUUCUCUAACACACUGGCACCACACACUAUUUGUCCAAAGAUAUCUUCUUUUCGACGAGUACUCGAAAAGUUCUUUGGUGAAACACCCGAACUAUUUCUGCUCUUCAUAGUCGCUUGCCUCAGGGCGUUAUCACGGGUCAAUUCGCAUAUUAUAUCUCAAAGAGGGGUUUAUUGUUUACAAAAUAAGAUUUGGAGGUCAAGAUCUCAUGAGAAUUCUUAGGGGAAUGCAGAAAACAAUUUUAGAUGAUCAGAUCCUAUUGAGCUGGAAGAACAAAUCGCUCAACCGUGGAAUUGGCGUUGCUGCCCCCAAGGCCAGAACACGCGGCAAAUUGAAAUCUGCAUCUUUGUUUCUCUAACUUUUUGUUUUUGUUGGGCGGGGCAAAAUAACUAAAACAAGCGAAUAAGAGCUUCCACCUUGGAGUUUGAAGAAGGAAAAUUAUGACUCGGAUUUUAGUUCAGCGAAACUCUGCUGGUUCAGCAUCAUCAUCAAAUCAAAAUAGAUCAUCACCAUCAUCAUCAUCACAACCAUCAUCAUCAUCACAACCAUCAUCGUCAUUGUUGUCAUCAUCUUCUUCUUCCUCUUCUUCUGGCACUGCACAAGUUGUUCAAGCUGUAAAAGAUGAGAAUUUGGUAGCACAAGUUCAAGAACAAACUAUUGUGGAUGAGUUUGUAGAGAAAUGUGUAGUAUCUGUGAACAGAGGCGAGGAUUUUUUUUCGGGAACUUCAAAUGUUGAUCAGAGUCAAAGUGAAAUAUCCGAGAAUGAGAAGAAGGCAUGUGAUGAUGAUGCUACAAGUCCCAGAAAUUCCACAAAGAGGUGUGGGGGAUUGGCAACUGUGGAAGAAGAAAAUAAUGUUGUGGGCUCUGGAAGUUCUUUCCGUACAGUCACUGGCAGUACGUAUCCACCACCUCCGCCUGUGCCCCCUCCUAAACCAGUGAUUACAAAUUCUAGAAGAUAUGCACCUUCAGAGUCGAACGCUGUGAGAAUAGAGCCUUCCAGGAGAACUUCGGGCUGGCCUGGUGCGUGCAGCCAGUCAUCACCAACUGGAUCUCGUGCAUCUUCACCUAGGGCCCAUUGUGAAGGUGAAGGAUAUAACAGUGCUGAUGAGCAGGGUCCAUGCUUUACUUCAUCCUUUGGUGAUUCAGAAAGGGAGCAUCAGUUUGUGAUUGAUUUGAGGCGACUCAAAGGCUUGGAAGUAAGAAAAAUGCUCGAGGAUGGGAACUGCCUUUUUCGUGCUGUUGCAGAUCAAGUAUAUGGUGACUCUGAACUAUAUGAUUUGGCUAGGCAGAUGUGUAUAGACUAUAUGGAGAGAGAAAGAGAUCACUUUUCACAGUUCAUAACUGAAGGAUUUACUUCCUAUUGUAAGAGGAAGAGAAGGGAUAAGGUUUAUGGAAAUAAUAUGGAAAUCCAGGCUCUAUCAGAGAUGUACAAUCGACCCAUUCAUAUAUAUUCUUAUAGUACAGAACCUAUCAACAUAUUCCAUGGAAGUUAUAAUACUGACACGCCCCCAAUACGACUCAGCUACCACCACGGAAAUCACUAUAAUUCCCUUGUGGAUCCACGUAGGAUGACAGUUGGAGCUGGACUUGGUUUUAGCUCUCUUCAGGGGAGGAACGUCGAUAAAGAUCAGGUCAAAGCAGCUAUUAAGGCUCAACAAGAUCAGCAGAUUGACAAUGCGCUUAUAGCUGAGGGACGAUUUCACUCUGAUAUUGAGCUGACUGAGAAGGAAAUCGAGCGCAUGGUAAUGGAAGCUUCUAGAGCCGAGUACCUGGCGGACGACAAAUUCAAGCAACAUAUAGGUCACAGGGAGUCGUCGACUUCUCGAGCGGAACCAUCAUCAUCUGCAGCCAGUGAGUUUCUCAUGUUCAAGUGCAUUUUCUGUUUUCCAUCUGAUAAAAUGCACAUUGUUUCUGCAUAUCAUUUAUGGAUAUCUACAAAAUCAGAUCUAUAA